Molecule: messenger RNA, 3018 nt
Organism: Panonychus citri (citrus red mite)
Lineage: Eukaryota; Metazoa; Arthropoda; Arachnida; Trombidiformes; Tetranychidae
Exons: 2
Coding region: 487-1986 (499 amino acids)
Biological process (GO): heme export; transmembrane transport
Cellular component (GO): membrane
Molecular function (GO): heme binding; heme transmembrane transporter activity
Source: RefSeq, a predicted model, not a curated record
AUGUCACAUUACCUUCAACCUUUUACUUUUUUGUCCAUCUUUUAAUUAGACAAAAGUUAAUUACUCAGAAUCUAUACAAAGAGAAUAUUACAAAUUCUUCUAAUCAUUUGACUUAAUCAUUUGGUAUUUCUCCAAAGUUAAUCAUUUAUUUCCCUCCAAUUAUUUUCUCCAACAACUCAACAUAAACACAAACCAUUGAUGGUUAAUAAAUUGUUAUCUUUUUUGUUGUUGUUGUAUCAGUGAAUAUAGAUUGUGAUUUAUUGUGAUUUUAUGGAAUUCUGGAAUUGUCUCAAGACUGAUUAUUCAACAAUUAUCAUCAUCCAACGAUAACCAUCAAGUCGAAAGGUGAAACCUGAAGUGUAUCCAAUGAGAUUGUGAACGACACAUAAUAUUCACAUAGAUACAGUGGCCAUGAGGAGUUUAUUACAAUGAGGAUGAUAAUAUGUAUCAUUUUGUAGCAAUCACAAUUAACAAAGGAGGGAGAUUAUGACGACAGAGCGAAUGGAGGUAUUACCAAGGUGGAAUGAUCAUCAUGACAGUUCAUCGUCAAUUGUAGCCUCAUACAACUCGAUCAAUAGUGAUGAAGAUAGUUCCAUAUCCUGUGUAAUCUACAAAAUGAAUCCAUCAGAUUUUUCACCCACCAGUGGAACUGGUCUCACCUUGGGAAUAAGAGGUUUAGAAAAUAAUUCUGUUAUUGGAUCAGAGAUUAAAUUGUUCAAGAAACGUUUCCUUAUAUUGUUUAUAUUUUGUCUCUACUCGGCUUCCAAUUCGUUCCAAUGGUUACAAUAUACGAUAAUUACUCAGAAAAUUUCAGCCUUUUAUAAGGUUGAUGAUCUUUCUGUUAAUUUAACCUCAAUGCUUUACAUGUUUGUCUUUGUUCCUGGUACCAUUCCAGCCUCUUGGUUACUUGAUCGUAAAGGUUUACGAUUUACCGUACUGAUUGGAUCGUUUUUCACCUUUGCCGGUUCUCUGGUUAAAUGUUUCAGUCUUCAACCCAAUCGAUUUUGGGUAACAAUGGUUGGUCAAACUAUGGUUGCCACUUGUAAUCUGUUUGUGAUCAAUUUACCUCCUCGAAUUGCUGCCGUUUGGUUUGGUGAACGUGAAGUGUCAACGGCAACUUCCAUCGGUGUUUUCGGUAACCAACUUGGUAUCUGUUUCGGUUUUUUCAUACCUUCACUUAUUGUCACCUCUUCAAAUGUUGACGAAAUUUCUUCGCAAUUAUCUUAUGUCUUCUAUGGUACUACUGCGUUCACUGGUCUCUUAUUCAUUGUGAUCGUGGUGUUUUUCGAGGAUAAACCGGCAAAGACACCAAGUAACACUGCAGCUCGAGCAAACUUUUUACAGGAAGAUUUGUAUUUCCUUCAAUCAUUGAAAGCGUUAAUCACUGAUCUUGAUACGGUAAAGUUGACAAUCAGCUAUGGGAUCAACGUUGGUGUGUUUUAUGCAAUCUCAACUCUUCUUGAACAAAUGAUCUCUUCAGCCUUUCCAGGCCACGAAUCGGAUGCUGGUAACAUUGGUGCAAUAAUCACUGUUGUCGGUACAAUUGGUUCGAUGAUUAGUGGCUUCAUUUUGGACAAAACUCACCGUUACUACGAAACAAUUUUAGCUCUUUAUUUAUUUUCAUUCGUUGGUUUGGUCGCUUUCACGUUGACCCUCAAAUACAACAUACUCUUCGUAUAUAUUGUCUCAGCUCCGCUUGGUUUCUUCAUGACGGGCUACCUUCCGAUCGGCUUUGAAUACGCUGCUGAAAUUACGUAUCCCCAACCGGAAGGUAAUUCUGCUGGUCUACUCAAUGCUUCAGCUCAGUUUUUUGGUAUCGUGUUGAUAUUUGCCUCUACAUUGGCCGUCAAUCGAUUAGGCCAUUUAAUCUGUAACAUUAUUCUAUGUGUCGUUCUAUUAAUUGGUCUAAUUCUCACCAUAUUCACUCGUGGUACAUUAAAACGACGAACUGCUGCUUUGAAGAGCAUUGAAUAUAUUGUCACCUGAUUGUGAAGAUGAAGAUGAUUAAUUAGAUUCCCAACAAUUAAUUGACAAUCGGUUAAUUCUCACCGUCCUUAAUAAUGAUACAUUCAACUCUAUUCUUCACUUAUGAAUUGUUCCCUUAUCAGAUCCUGUUAAUAACAUGAGAUUAUUUCAGGAUCAAUUGGUCACCAUUGUUAAUCAAUGAAACCAUAUCAACUAAUCAAAUCAAAAUGAUCUGAUGACUUUAUCACGAAGAGACACGUAUCAUUGAGUUUGUGUGUUUGUGUUUUAACAAUUUACUGAUUAAUUGAGUUUCAGAAUCACAGUAAUCAUGUGUUUCCACCUUCAAAUAUUAUCAUUGAAACUUGAAUUUAACUAGAAGAUAAUUUUUCCCUGAUUAGAUUAAUUAUAAUUACUAAAAUUAGUAGUUAUCAGUGCAACUAAGUUUAGCAUCUAUUUACUAAAUAUCCUUUUAAUUACAAGUUGAAAUGAUCACUAAUCAUCAUUACAACAAAUGGAAUCAAGUCUUUCAUCAUUUUCCGUGAAACAAUUAAGCUCCAAGAUGAUAACAAUCAAAUAAUUUGUGAUACAACAAAUCAAGCAGUUAAUCAUUUAAAUACAAUUUGACUGUUUCCAUCACUGAUCACCUCAUGUCUUUCAUUAAUGUCUUAUCAAUAACCAUCAUAUCAUUUUAAUUUAAUUACCAUCGCUGUUAUAAAAAGUUAAUUGUUAGACGAAUGAUGAUUUUAAUCAUUAUUUAGACUUACACGUUUUCUUUGACUGUUUCAUACCAUUAAUGAUGUAAUUAUCUAAUCAUUUGCUUCUCAAUUAUACCCUAAUUUUCAUGAACAAUUAAUUUUCAAGGGGAAAGUACAAUAACUAUAAUUAAUUAAUUAUGUAAUUGUUUCGAUGAAACAGAAUCUCAGAUGAAUAAAUUUUGCAACUGAAUCAAUAAUUUAAACACAAAUGUAACAAAGUUAAUCUGAGAUCAUUUCAAAUCAUCACAACCUAAUUAAUAACAAUUAACAUCUAAUAAAAAAUUAUUUAUCAACCGAA